This is a messenger RNA of Lolium rigidum, 1101 nucleotides long. Its product is annotated as 25.3 kDa vesicle transport protein. The record is from RefSeq and is a predicted model, not a curated record. Gene Ontology annotation, biological process: endoplasmic reticulum to Golgi vesicle-mediated transport; retrograde vesicle-mediated transport, Golgi to endoplasmic reticulum; vesicle fusion with Golgi apparatus. The transcript has 6 exons. Bases 120 to 776 code for a protein of 218 amino acids. Gene Ontology annotation, cellular component: ER to Golgi transport vesicle membrane; endoplasmic reticulum membrane; endoplasmic reticulum-Golgi intermediate compartment. Gene Ontology annotation, molecular function: SNAP receptor activity. Lineage: Eukaryota; Viridiplantae; Streptophyta; Magnoliopsida; Poales; Poaceae.
CACUACGCCAGAACCAGAACCCGCCUGCGCGACACGAAGCGAGGCGUGAGCUCGCCCGCCGCGAGAUGGUCGCACUUUUACAUUAGAUAUGCUAGUUUGUUUCUUGUCAUCUAUUCAAAAUGGUGAAGCUGACAAUGAUAGCCCGUAUCACUGAUGGCCUUCCAUUGGCUGAGGGGUUGGAUGAUGGUCGAGAUCUGAGGGAUGCUGACUUCUACAAGCAGCAAGCGAAACUGCUGUUCAAAAACUUAUCAAAAGGACAUCAUGAUUCAUCAAGGCUGUCAAUUGAGACUGGACCAUACCUUUUCCAUUACAUCAUUGAGAGCCGUGUAUGCUAUUUGACAAUGUGCGACCGUUCUUAUCCAAAGAAACUUGCAUUCCAGUAUUUAGAGGAUCUAAAGAAUGAAUUUGAGAGAGUCAAUGGCAGCCAAAUUGAAACUGCUGCAAGGCCAUAUGCUUUCAUCAAAUUUGACACGUUCAUACAGAAAACCAGGAAACUGUAUUUGGAUACCAGAACCCAAAGGAACCUUGCCAAGUUGAAUGAUGAGCUCUACGAGGUGCACCAGAUUAUGACUCGCAAUGUUCAAGAAGUUCUUGGUGUGGGUGAAAAACUAGAUCAGGUGAGUGAAAUGUCUAGUAGGUUGAUCUCUGAUACCAGAAUGUAUGCAGACAAGGCAAAGGAUCUCAAUCGCCAGGCCUUGAUUCGGAAGUAUGCCCCUGUUGCCAUUGUGAUUGGGAUAGUAGUGAUGCUCUUUUGGGUCAAGAACAAGAUAUGGUGACCUGGUGACGCUCGGACAUCCUCCAUUACAAGAUGAAGACUUCUCAAGAUCCCGAUGCACCGUAUAAUCGAUUCCAGCUCAACAGUUGCUUCUACAGCUUAUCCCGCAUCUGCCUAUUCAAGCGAGAGUACACUUUAGCUGCAUAUUCCUCUCAAACAAGAGUACCGAACUGCAAACCUAAACGCGUUGUGUAGUAGUAAUAGAGCCUUAUCCUGAUGGAUGAGUUCCAUGAAUCCUUGGAGCCGCACAUUCCAUUAACUAAUAUACUUCGUAGAUGUGUAGAGUUGGCUUUUCGAUCUCGGAAAUGGUAAAUGUUUCUUUUUGC